Messenger RNA from Dermacentor silvarum, 649 nucleotides. RefSeq names its product fatty acid synthase-like. The coding region runs from base 17 to 649 and encodes 210 amino acids. The record is from RefSeq and is a predicted model, not a curated record. NCBI's taxonomy places the organism in Eukaryota, Metazoa, Arthropoda, Arachnida, Ixodida, Ixodidae. The transcript has 3 exons. Gene Ontology annotation, biological process: fatty acid biosynthetic process. Gene Ontology annotation, molecular function: fatty acid synthase activity.
UUCUUCCUAGGUUAUCAUGAAGGGUGAUGAUAUCGUUAUCACCGGCUUCUCGGCCUACUUCCCCCAAGCGGAUCACCUGGUCGAGUUCAAGGAGAAGCUGUACGCGGGUGAAUGUAUGGUCACCGAGGAUGACUCGCGCUGGCCUCCAGGAUUCAACGGUUUGCCAAGACCCCAUGGCAAGAUCCGAGACCUGACCCGCUUCGACGCGCAGUUCUUCAACACACAUCCAAAGCAGGCUCACGUGAUGGACCCUCAGUUGCGGUUGCUGUUAGAGACGUCGUACGAGGCCAUCAUGGACGCCGGCUACGACCCGGAGAAGCUGCGAAAGCGCAAGAUCGGUGUUUUCAUUGGCAAUUCGACCUCGGAGUCAAACGAGGCGUUCAAAAUGGACCCGGCGAAAAUGGAUGGCUACGUCCUACUGGGAUGCCAUAGAGCCAUGUUCUCCAACCGAAUUUCUUACUCGCUCGACUUACAGGUCUCUCGUGCUGGUAACCCGCGACAGUCCCUUGAACGUCCCGAGGCCUCCCAUGCGUCCCUCGCGCGCAGGCAGGUCCUCGAUGACGAUGAGCUCAGGCGCACCACCCGCCUCCGCCUCCGCCAGCGAGGCCCCACUCGGCGUGGGGCUAACAGCGACGUAUUCGGCCAAUGA